AUGCAACAGAGGGCUGCCGUGGGGAACAUGGGGUCAUCAGUCUUCCCCCGCGUCCUCUGGGUCGAUCUCUUCGGCCACAUCUUCGUCCACAACCACAUCCUUUGUCGUGACGUCUACGAGAACCGAGUCACUCUCUUCGUUAAAAUCUUCUCCGACAUUCACGACUGCACCAUCCCCCGCGUCCUCCUCGAGCGUCAGGCGCACAUACAUCAUCGUCGCGGCGGCCGUCGGCAGAGAAGAAGACGGAUUGCUGCACGAGAACUAGAAGAAGCGAAAGUCGUCGCACCAUUCCCGUCUAAUACCGGUACCGGGAGUCCCACAUCGUCAAGACGAUUCAGAGGGCGGGACCGGACAAAUAUCCCUCCACAGAAAAAGAUCCAAGAGUCUGGGAGGUCGGCUCCUGUCAAUUUAAGCCCGCACUCGUCAGGACCAACCUCUAUGCCCGAGCAACGAAGAAUCAUGACGCAGCUCGAAGAAAUCCAAAACCAGAUUCGACGGGUAGAAGAGACAGUGGUCAGGAAUAGCGUACAGCCAGGGGUCGUUGAGGGUAGGGCAGAAUCUCCGCCUCAGUACGUAGCCAUCUCCAGCGCGAAUAGGGAACGGCCAUUAGAGUGA
Molecule: messenger RNA, 615 nt
Organism: Cyclocybe aegerita
Lineage: Eukaryota; Fungi; Basidiomycota; Agaricomycetes; Agaricales; Hemipholiotaceae
Source: the annotation of a GenBank genome assembly